Paramecium octaurelia is the source of this 985-nucleotide messenger RNA. The record is from the annotation of a GenBank genome assembly. NCBI's taxonomy places the organism in Eukaryota, Ciliophora, Oligohymenophorea, Peniculida, Parameciidae.
AUGUUUAUUGUGUACCCACAACCUCAGGUUUACAUAGUCUAACAAACAGUCCCCGUCUAUUAGAGCUUGCCCCUCAUCAGAGUAAAACUUACUUCUCAAUUAGCCACCUACAUCAGUUCAACCUCAAAUUAGAUCGCAAAUCCCAGCUCAAAUCGCGAGUCCCGAUAAAUCAAGAGUCACAGAUGAUAUGAUCGAGACUAUUAACAAAAAGAUUGAAAUGAUUGAUAGCAGAAUAAGCCAAAUUCAGAAGUCAUUGCCUCCUAAGUAGAAUCAAAACGGCAAUCACACCAAGAAAUAAUAUACCAAUACUUCUCAGGAUGAAUUUAAUAGUCCAGUUACACCCAAAAGAACUGGAAAUUUCAAAAGCUAUUUCCUUAACAAAUAUGACAAUUCCUAAGAGAGAAUUCGAAUCAGUAAAAAGAUUUUAGAAGAACAUGAGAGAAAUACCAAAGCCAGCAAAAACACUCAAUCGUCUAAUAAACGAGAUUAGAGUUUCCAAUCCCAAACCAAUAAUAAUAAAUAGACUACUUAUGACAUUAACAAAAAAACCACCAUUACCAAAAAGAUCAUCUAUAUGGGCGAAGAAGCCUUGUAUGAGGGACAGACGGAUGAAAGGGGCAGAAAACAAGGAAUCGGAACGCUUUUCGAUAAAGAUGGAAAAAUUAUAUACACAGGUUAAUGGAAGGAUGAUGUUUUCUGGGGCAAAGGCAAACUCAUGUUCAGAGAAUCCAAAUCAUAAAAAUUGCAAUUAAAGAACUUCAUGAAUUUCUCCAAUGUAGCAAGAAAUAGGGAAACAUAUAGCGGCAACUUUGUAAACGGCGAAAUUGAUGGAAUUGGUUAAAUGCAAUUCAUAGAUUGUUUUGAUUCCUAUUUUGUAUUUUAUGGUACUUUUAGGAAAGGAGUAUUUCAUGGAAAAGGAUGCGUUUUAUCAAAUUAAGGCAGAGAAAGUUUAGAAGGAGAAUGGAUUAAUGGCAGACAUACUUGA